CCCUUUACUUCACUCUCCUUCUUGCCUCUUCUGGAACCAACCCCAAUCUGGUACGCGUACGAUACGAAGCUCACCUCUUGGCUCGUCCAUGGCCUUCGCUCACUACCUCAUAGCUGUCCCCGUCGAAGCCUUCACUUCUCAGAAAACUUCAAUUUUGACAGCAUCAGCAGCUUCGUUGCCGUUGUCAUCUUCUUCUCCGUCUAGCUCUCUGCUUCCCGCACUUUUCUCUUCUUCGUCUUCUUCCUCGUACUCUUCUCUCAAGUCCAAAGCUUGCAAGCUCUCUGUCUUCCCCAAACUCCGAAGAAUUAGCCACAAAGCUAAGACUAAGCCACAAGAGUCUGAAGUCAGUUUAGCUGCAGAUACCUUUACUCAGUUUAAGCAUAUGCUUCUACCAAUUACAGAUGCGAAUCCUUACCUCUCUGAAGGAACAAGACAGGCUGCAGCAACUACUGCUGCUUUGGCAAAGACGUAUGGGGCUGAUAUUACUGUAGUCGUUAUUGAUGAAAAGGAGAAAGAAUCCUUGCCAGAGCAUGACACUCAGCUCACAAGCAUACGGUGGCAUCUGUCUGAAGGUGGGUUCCAGGAGUUCAAGUUGUUGGAACGACUAGGGGAAGAGAAAAGGCCAACAGCUAUCAUCGGCGAGGUUGCUGAUGAUCUGAAUCUGGAUUUGGUAGUUAUGAGCAUGGAAGCCAUCCAUUCCAAGCAUGUGGAUGCUAAUCUGUUGGCAGAAUUCAUACCUUGCCCUGUCUUACUUCUGCCGUUAUAGACUGGAAGCCAGUAAUCCCUCUAAAUGAGUUAUUAAUCCGUAGCAAUUAGCGACUUCUGACUUUCUCUGGGUUCACUCCUGUUUAGCUCUGGUUUUCUUGCUAUUCGGGUAGUUUUUCAUUUACUAUUUGCAGUUAAGCUUGCUUU
This is a messenger RNA of Diospyros lotus (date-plum), 912 nucleotides long. RefSeq lists its product as uncharacterized. NCBI's taxonomy places the organism in Eukaryota, Viridiplantae, Streptophyta, Magnoliopsida, Ericales, Ebenaceae. The coding region runs from base 89 to 766 and encodes 225 amino acids. The record is from RefSeq and is a predicted model, not a curated record. The transcript has 5 exons.